AUUAUUAUUUUAUUGAAUUGUGUUGUUCUCUUCUAUCAUGUAUCUUGUAAUUUUUUGUCUUUUCCUUCAUAGUUUAAUCUUUUGCGAUCAGUUCGAUUUUUCAAAUGCAAAAGCCUUGCACGGUUAUAAUAUUCAACAUGCAUCUGUGAACGAAUUUCCUUUUAUCGUGUCCAUACAAAUUAGUCUUCAGAAAGAAUCAGCUCCAUUUCAUAUUUGUACUGGAGUACUAGUUUCUAGGAUACACGUAGUGUUCGCGGAACACUGCUUAGAAGAACAACAAUAUAAGUAUUCAGUUUUGGUUGUAAAAUCAAUUAAAUCACAAAAAAGACUAAGUCAUGCAACAUGCUGGAUGAUUACGUAUAAUCAAUGGUGUAAACAAAAGUCUAUAACUAUGCAAUACCAAACAAAUGAUAUUGCAAUAUUUAAGUUAGCUCAAGCUGUGGAUAAUCACGUCAAUCCUGCACUUAUUUCAAAUAUACCAAAUAACUUUUUAUAUGGAUUAAAUGUGACGAUUGCAAGUUGGGAUAAGACAAAUUAUAACGAAGAUUCGAUUACUAUAAAUUAUGGAUAUGUGACAGUAUUAACCGAUUCAGAGUGUGAAAAUCAGUGUAGUGAAAUACUUGGAGAAAAAGUUACGUUGCCAACAAUAAUGCUGUGCACCGCAGUUAAACCAUACGUAUUAUUAAAUAUUGAGGAUAGUGGCGGACCACUCUUAUAUAAUGGUGUCUUUAUCGGAUUGAACGCAGGGUCGUGUCCAUGUGAAGAUGCGGUAUAUCAUCCGAGAAAAUUAAACAUUCAUUUUAGUAUAAAUUACUAUAAAAACUUUAUUAUAGACAUAAAAGAAAAUUGUAUAUAA
This is a messenger RNA of Ceratosolen solmsi marchali, 856 nucleotides long. RefSeq names its product chymotrypsin B-like. Gene Ontology annotation, molecular function: serine-type endopeptidase activity. The coding region runs from base 38 to 856 and encodes 272 amino acids. The transcript is spliced from 4 exons. Gene Ontology annotation, biological process: proteolysis. The record is from RefSeq and is a predicted model, not a curated record. Lineage: Eukaryota; Metazoa; Arthropoda; Insecta; Hymenoptera; Agaonidae.